AUGUAUUCAUCAAAAAGUGAAGAUUUUAUUCAAAGCCCUUCCAGUCAAACAGAAAAUUAUAUUACAACAGAUUUUCUAAAACACUGUUUAGAAGAACAAUUGGUGGCAAUAACUGCUGAAUUUAAUAAAAACACAGCAGAAACAAAAAAACAGUUUUUGGAAAUAUUGGAAAAACUAAAGCAAAGUGAAGAAAAAAUCACAGCUUUGGAAUUCGAAAGCAGAGCAAACAAAGAACAAAAUGAGCAGCUGUAUAAUCAAAUGAGACAAAUAGAAGGAAAACUAGGAGAUUUGGAAGAUCGUUUAAGAAGAAACAAUCUAAGAAUAAGAAAUGUUCCAGAAGCAAUUACACAAGAUAAAAUACCUGAGUAUUUGGAUACUUUAUGGGCAACACUCAAUAUAGAAGUGUCAAUUCUAAAUACCAAAAUGGAACGAUACCAUCGUUUAAGCAAACCUAGUUCGGUUUCUCAACAACUACCGAGAGAUAUAAUAAUUAAUUUUCAGUCCCAUCAAUUUAAGGAAGCUAUACUAUAUGCAGCUCGAACAAAUCAGUCUAAUAGAGAAAAGCUUGGUGAUAUUAAGAUUUUUCAAGAUUUUCUUUCUACACCAGACAACAAAGAAAGAAAUUUAUGA
Molecule: messenger RNA, 630 nt
Organism: Pelobates cultripes (western spadefoot toad)
Lineage: Eukaryota; Metazoa; Chordata; Amphibia; Anura; Pelobatidae
Source: the annotation of a GenBank genome assembly